Meleagris gallopavo (turkey) is the source of this 4322-nucleotide messenger RNA. Lineage: Eukaryota; Metazoa; Chordata; Aves; Galliformes; Phasianidae. The record is from RefSeq and is a predicted model, not a curated record.
AUGGCUGAUAGGAGUGCGAAGAUCCUUCCAGGACAAUUGUACAUUGAAGUGGAGUAUGACUAUGAGUAUGAGGCCAAGGACAAGAAAAUUGUAAUUAAACAGGGGGAGAAAUAUAUAUUAGUGAAGAAGACUAAUGACGAUUGGUGGCAAGUGAAGAAGGAUGAAAAUUCCAAACCCUUUUACGUGCCAGCACAGUAUGUGAAGGAAAUACCACGGAAAGCACUGAUGCCACCUGUUAAGCAAGCAGGCAUGCUGCCAAAUAAUGCUUUAAAGCUGACGCAUGGAUUACAGAGAUCGACAGAAAAUGUGAAUAAGUCACCAGAGCUUUCUAGUUUUGGGAAAUCUUCUCCAGUUCAAGUGUCUUGCUUAGUUCGAGAUGCCAAUCAAAAUCUGGGACCAAACAGUAGCCCUGGUCAAACUCUUGGUUUGAGUCUGGACCUUACUCAGAACAAUGGAAAACUUAACAACGAGUUGCAAUCUCCCAAGGUUUCCAAUCAGUUUCGAACCAUCUCCAUGGGUCAUUUCCCAUGUCCAGAGUUCUUGGAAAUAGAGAAGACCAGCUUUUUGCAUGAACAGUCUUGUGAUUCAGCAGGAGAAGGCUCAGAAAAAAUUCACCAGGAUUCAGAAUCUGGAGAUGAACUCAGUAGCAGCUCCACUGAACAAGCGCAGCUUCUGGCAUCAACUAGAAGGGACCAAGACAAUCUGCAAGCUGAGCUGAAUCGCCUUCAGGCUGAAAAUGAUGCCUCUAAAGAGGAAGUGAAAGAGGUGCUACAAGCUCUUGAAGAAUUAGCUGUCAAUUAUGAUCAGAAGUCUCAGGAAGUAGAAGAUAAGGCGAAGGAAUAUGAACUGCUUAGUGAUGAACUCAAUCAAAAAUCGGUUACUUUAGCUAGUAUAGAUGCAGAGCUUCAAAAACUUAAAGAAAUGACUAACCAUCAGAAGAAACGAGCAACAGAGAUGAUGGCCUCCUUACUAAAAGAUCUUGCAGAAAUAGGAAUUGCAGUUGGAAAUAAUGAUGUCAAGCAGCCUGAGGGAACUGGCAUGAUAGAUGAAGAAUUCACAGUUGCAAGGCUGUACAUCAGCAAAAUGAAAUCAGAAGUAAAAACAAUGGUAAAACGAUGCAAACAGUUGGAAGGCACACAGGCUGAAAGCAAUAAGAAAAUGGAAGAGAACGAGAAGGAGUUGGCUGCCUGUCAACUCCGUAUCUCCCAGCAUGAAGCCAAGAUCAAGUCGUUGACUGAGUAUCUUCAGAAUGUAGAACAGAAAAAGAGGCAACUGGAAGAGUCUGUGGAUUCUCUUAAUGAAGAACUAGUUCAACUCCGAGCACAAGAAAAAGUCCAUGAGAUGGAGAAAGAGCACUUAAAUAAGGUUCAAACUGCAAAUGAAGUCAAGCAAGCUGUGGAACAGCAGAUUCAGAGCCAUCGUGAGACACAUCAGAAGCAAAUCAGUAGCCUACGAGAUGAAGUUGAUGCAAAGGAGAAACUUAUCACUGAACUCCAAGACCAAAAUCAGAAGAUGAUGCUUGAACAAGAACGUCUUAGAGUUGAGCAUGAGAAGUUGAAAGCAACCGAUCAGGAGAAAAGUAGAAAACUACAUGAGCUCACGGUUAUGCAGGACAGACGGGAGCAAGCAAGGCAAGAUUUAAAGGGCUUGGAAGAGACUGUGGCUAAAGAACUUCAGACUCUCCACAAUCUUCGGAAGCUAUUUGUUCAGGAUCUGGCUACUAGAGUGAAAAAGAGUGCUGAGAUUGACUCGGAUGAUACAGGAGGCAGCGCUGCGCAAAAACAGAAGAUUUCUUUCCUUGAGAAUAAUCUUGAACAGCUUACAAAGGUUCACAAGCAGCUGGUACGUGAUAACGCAGAUCUUCGCUGUGAGCUUCCAAAACUGGAGAAGCGACUUAGGGCUACAGCUGAAAGAGUUAAAGCUUUGGAGUCUGCACUGAAGGAAGCCAAAGAGAAUGCAUCUCGUGAUCGCAAGCGGUAUCAGCAGGAAGUAGACCGUAUAAAGGAAGCUGUAAGAUCCAAAAAUAUGGCCAGACGAGGACAUUCUGCACAAAUUGCUAAGCCCAUCCGUCCUGGCCAACAUCCAGCAGCUUCUCCAACUCAUCCAAGUGCAAUUCGUGGGGGAGGUGCGUUCACUCAGAACAGCCAGCCGGUUGCAGUGCGCGGAGGUGGAGGACGGCAGGACAAAGUUUGCUGAAAGGUUAAUGCAGCAUGAGGAGGAUUGGAUAUCGUAUAGAGGGAGUCAUUCCAUGACAAUAAUCUCUCCCCUUGGGGACUGUAGGAUUAUUUUUUGAAAAUGUAUAAAUUAUACCUGGCCUGUACAGCUCUCUUCCCUUCUACAAAUUCUGCUAACUAAUUCCCCCUUCCCCUCCAAACAAACAAACUAGAGUGCAAUUUUGGCGUCUUGAAAAAUGACAUGUUAGUUAAAGUGUAGCUCUGCUCAUUACACAGUUUGUCUUUCAUGUCUUAAAUUUAGUCUGCACUGUGCCAAGCUGAAUGUACAUUAAGAAAACCUUAGUUCAAAUUUUCUAGCUUCUUUCGUGUACAUUUUAUUGUCUUAGGGAAUGUGCAACAGUGUUGAAGUAUAUUUCCAUUUCCAUCACUUCACAUAACACUACGUGUCCCACUGAACUAGAACGGCACUCUGCAUAGCGUUACGGUUUUCUUUUGGAAUGCUGCAUAGAGCAUUGGAACUAAACUUCUUUGUACAGCAUAAGAAUACUGAAGUGUGCUUACAACAACUGCCAUAAGGCACUGCGAGCGCUGCACCACAGAACUAAAGAGUUCAAUAUGAACGAGGCUGUUUCACUGUUAUCUGAUUCGAUGCCCGUUUAUCGGGUGCUUCAGAAUUAAAUACUGUACAGUACUAAGAGUAAACCGAAGUUUACAAAAAAGACUUUGGCAAUGGAUUGUCUCAUCUGUCCUGUUCCUGAUUCUACACACAGUACAGUCUGGUGGAGUGAAAACGUUCUGCUUCAUUCUGAUGAGCUUGUUUAUCCAUUUGUCUCUGUCUGUGGCGGUUCACUUUCACUGUUUAUAACAGUGAAAUGAGCACAAUCUAAAAUGUAACUCCAUAUUCCACUGCAUACACAGUACUGAACUUUGGGCUAAAAUUUUAACUUCCAAUUACAGUAAAUUUGAGCAAUGAUUUCAGAUACGCCUAAUCAAGAGUUCUUAAAAUGGAUGACUUCUUAAAAUGGAUGUAUCUGGAAGUCCCAGAGAUGUGUUUAAAAAUAAAAAUAAAGCACUACACUGAGUUGUAUUUGUAAUCCGUUUGUAAGUAGGUAUAUGAAAUGUCCAAAGUAGUAGUUGUUGAAUCUUUUUUCUUCUCUUUGCAAUAAAGUCCUGUAAAGUGGCUAAUGAAAUGAAACAUGGGUUUUUUUGAUUGCUUGGGUUUUUUGAGCUCUGAUAUUCCCACUGAGCUGAAUCUGGGUUUUAAACUCUUCUAGUGUAACUUGCCUAACUUAUUCAUAGGGUUUAGCCACUGUAAUUCUUAGAACAGCUUCUGGAUAGUAAUUAGUUUUCAGGUCUUUGAGGAAGAAGGAACUGAAUGUCAUGGAAAGAAUUUGCAUGGCUUUCCAUGCCCAAUUAAUACCACUUUGAGUGUGAGUUGGAGUUUUCUUGAUGGGUAUUCCACAAUUAUUGUGGAGACAGAGAUCUGCGGCUGUUCAGACAGCAAUUCAUGUUCAACUUUUAUAUAAUAAAAAGAGAAAAUAUUUAUAUUAUGAUGGAGUGUAGUCAGACUUUAGACCUUGAACCACUAGUUUUCUAUAUCUACAUUAGUCUGAGUUUUUAAUAAUUUGAUUUUUGAAAGGUUGAGUGCAUCGGUCAGAAAUGUCACUUGUUUUGGAGUUUUCAGCUUUUAAGGCUUCUGUUGGUGAAGGCUACCCAACACUCCAGACUUGCUUGUUGUUUCAGAGCGUGUUCAAAUACAGCACACUGAGGAAAGAAAAGGAACAGCAAACAGUUCACCUGAGAUUUCUCAUAAUGGAAACAGCAUUGUCUGUUAUUUCUUCAUGUUAACUCCAGUUGUUCAGGCUUUCAUUUAUUGAUUUGCAAUCGUAAAAGCAAAACCCCACUUUUUUAAAAUGCAUUCAAAUGAAGCAGGAUCUUUUUUUUCUCGUGCCUGUGAAUGGGGGUUUCAUUUCUGUAGGUGAUCAUCGUGGGUUUUGGUGCUGAAAAUUGCUGUAUUUAAAAAAUAAAUCAAUGGUAACUAAUCUGUAGCUCAGCGUACGUCACCUUUUUAUAUUUAAACUUUUUAUUUUAAACCUUUUAUGGAGGUUUACCAAGAACUGCCUCUUAAAAUGUAAAAAGGAAAAAAAA